CUGUAUAUAAACGCCAAAUAUAGCAAGUUGAUAAUUGCAAAUAGAGUUUAGUUGAGUCUGAAACGUUGAAAGGAGAACUUCAAUACCAAUCCAAAAUGUUUAACAAAGCGGUGAUUUUAAGUGUGCUUAUUGCUUUCAUCUGUGUGCAGUUUGCCACCUCUCUCACCUGUUAUACCUGUGUAAAUGCAAAUGAUUGCAAGAAUGCUAGGAAAACGACCUGUUCCAAUGCUGCUGCCAAUGAGACAAGUCUGUAUCUUGGUGUUUAUCAUGACAAUGUGAGACAGUUUAACAGCGUGAGGUUUGACUGUCUCGCUCUGAAGUAUACCUUUCCCAACAACAACUCAAUAAGUCAUCAGCUGCAUGGCUGUGUCCAUCCCAAUGUGGGAGCUUGUACUUUGCCCCUAAGGCCUCAAUAUUCCAACUGGAGGAAGACCAAGUGUACCAUCUGCUCCGGUGAUAAGUGCAACAAGAAUCCCGCCGGAAAGAUGAGCAGCAGUGUUUAUACAAUUGUAGCCACUGUAUUGGGCCUAGUGUUGGCCAAGAUCUAUGCCUAGACAUAUUAUGGACUAGUUAGUAAUACAAUAAAUCAACUAUUUUUUUUAGAAA
Drosophila innubila is the source of this 606-nucleotide messenger RNA. RefSeq lists its product as uncharacterized. Bases 96 to 554 code for a protein of 152 amino acids. NCBI's taxonomy places the organism in Eukaryota, Metazoa, Arthropoda, Insecta, Diptera, Drosophilidae. The record is from RefSeq and is a predicted model, not a curated record. The transcript has 3 exons.